Molecule: messenger RNA, 573 nt
Organism: Peromyscus eremicus (cactus mouse)
Lineage: Eukaryota; Metazoa; Chordata; Mammalia; Rodentia; Cricetidae
Gene: Bst2
Product: bone marrow stromal cell antigen 2
Exons: 4
Coding region: 42-560 (172 amino acids)
Biological process (GO): defense response to virus; innate immune response
Cellular component (GO): cell surface; Golgi apparatus
Molecular function (GO): metalloendopeptidase inhibitor activity
Source: RefSeq, a predicted model, not a curated record
GGGGUCCAGCGCCCUCGGAAGCUCCGGGCUCCAGAAACCACAUGGCACCCACUUUCUACCACUACCCGCAGGUGCCCAUGGACGAGAAAUGGCAGGAGCAGGGCCGGGGCCUGCGCCCGCGGUGCCUGGUGGCCGCGGCCUUGGUGGUCCUCUUCCAGGCGGCCUUGGUCACCCUGCUGAUCUACUUCGCCGUCAGGGCGAACAGCGAGGCCUGCAGGGACGGGCUGCGGGCGCAGGAUGAGUGCCGCAACACCACGCACCUGCUGCAGCGCCAGCUCACCCGCGCCCAGGACGGCCUGCUGCAGGCGGAGACGCAGGCAAACACCUGCAACCGCACCGUGGUGACCCUUCAGGAUUCCCUGGAGAAGCAUGUGUCUCAGGUCCGGGAGCAGCAGGCCCGCAUCCAGGAGCUUGAGAGCAAGGUCGUGACGUUGAACCAGGAGCUGGAGAAGCUGAGGACCGCCGAGGAAGCUUCUAGAACAUCGCAGAAGAACUCUGCCAGCUCCGUGGUGGUCUCCAGCCUACUGAUGCUCGCAGUGCUGCUGACCCUGCUCUUUUGAGGAUCCAAUAUUU